UCGUCCAAUCGGAAUCUGCCUUCGUCGUGACGAUCGAGGUGUGCACGGAAAGAUUCGGACUCGAUGUUGAUCUCGGCGAAGCCCUCGUCGAUUCCGUCGUCCUGCCCCCUUGUGCCGCGCAGUGGCGGACGGACGCUGAGGUUUUGGAUCAAAGGGAACGAGUUCGCGGAGAAAUUUCGCUCCUUUUCCGUCCAUCCGUUCAUUCUGCGCUGCGAUUUCGCUCGGAUCAAAUCUAGUUCUGUACAUGAUUUGCGGAGGUGUAAAAGCAAUCUUGAAUCCUUGUUCUGUUAUGACAAGUCCUUUACCGAAGAGGAUAUUGAGCAGCCUGUUGGUUUGUCUGUGGAGAAAAAGGAAAUAGGGAAUAACCCACCUUGCACUAUAUGUGAAGUAAAAGGUGUUGUGCUAUGUUCUACAUGUGCAGGCUCAGGUUUAUAUGUUGAUUCGAUACUGGAGAGCCAAGGCAUCAUUGUGAAAGUUAAAUGCCUAGGUUGUGGAGGCACCGGGAACAUCAUGUGCUCAAAAUGUGGAGGGCGUGGUCAUGUUGAAAUUCACUAGGAAUGCAGGUUUCCUUCAACUUUUGGUACACGAGAAAUGGCUUCUCUCUCGACCGUCGGAGAGUCGGACGUGGUACGGAUUUACAGGCGCAUGAGAAUCGUGGAACUAAUGAUUGAUUUUUCCUUAGAGGUAAAUACUGGAUCGAAAGUCAGGAAAGGACGAACAUUACCACUCAUGUUAUUUGAUCUUUGGACAAUUUGGAUCUGCGGAGGUGUCAAACUCGA
This is a messenger RNA of Musa acuminata AAA Group (dessert banana), 779 nucleotides long. RefSeq lists its product as uncharacterized. NCBI's taxonomy places the organism in Eukaryota, Viridiplantae, Streptophyta, Magnoliopsida, Zingiberales, Musaceae. The record is from RefSeq and is a predicted model, not a curated record. Bases 64 to 555 code for a protein of 163 amino acids. The transcript is spliced from 4 exons.